AUGCCCAACACAGAGUCGGUGAGCAGCUCUUGCACGUGCAAUUGCAAGGCCAACGGAUAUGGGCCCUCGUGCAUGCCGUUCAAUCUCUCAGCUGCUCUUCAUCCCCCACCGCCGCCAACCCCGCCGCCACCGCCGCCACCGCCACCACCCCCACCACUACCAUCACCACCAACGAUUGGUGAGUGCAUGAGCAACACGGAAUAUCCGGAGGUGACGCAGACGAUAGGAAGUGGGCUGUCGUGGCUGUGCUUCCGCAACGUGACAUUCAGCGGGUCACUUAUGCGUCUAACGGUGGAUAUCACUGCAAUGAAGGGUGAUGUUGCAUUCAUAAUAUUUGACAGAUGUCAGUGGUUGAACGGCGCCGUGCUAUUGCUGAAUGCGGGAAAUGGUGGCUCUACAGUAGGGGCGCUAAAUAUUGAUAUUAUUCACAACACAUUUGAGGAUGCGUUGCUGAGCCCAGAGGGUGUGUUCCCUCCCCAGACGAACAUCACAAUAAAAGGGAAUCACUUCCACAUAACCAAAAUACUCAAUCAUCCUUCUAUUACUCUUUCAAAUCCCACAUGUCUCGUAGUGAAUCAACUGAAUGUAAGUAGUCACUCUGCUGUCACACUUGUUGACAAUAUAUUUGAGGUUCUUGCACCCUCAGGACGUGCCGUUUACGUGAUAAAGGAUGCCCUUACGGUGAUGUCAAACUCCCUAUUCACUAUGGUAAACAAUACAUUCACUCUGGAUAAUGAAGAUGGGACGGCAUUCUACCUACAAGGGACGGUUACAUCAUAUUCGCUGCGUGUACUAGAUAACUCUGCGGUUGUUAUCCAAGGCAACACUGUGACAAAGACACUGUUGGACUUUGCUAUGCUUACUUGGAAGAUGGACGUAGAAUCUCUGUCGGCCUUUGUGUUAAAGAAUAACGAUGUAAUGUUGGGGUCCAGUUUGCUACAUGUAGAGCAGGGCAUCACAGUUGUUGGUGAUUCAUGGCUUCAGCUCGAAGGGAAUCGUGCAAACGGAGAUAGCAAGAAUGGAGUUGUGUACAUUUCCAACACAGUGAAGCUUGAAGACUCUACGGUGGCAGUGGGAAGGAACCUUGUUGUGUCUACUACAGGAAACCCCAAUAUUUUGGGUGGUCUCAUGUCAUCACAACCGGAUGUGGUACAAUCGACAAUGCUGCUGCACUGCAACAAGGUAAACGAUGUCGAGGUAACAAGCUACGAGAUUCCGCCAGCGUACGACCCCACGAUUGUGAGCUGCAGUAAUUUAUGCAGCCCCAUGACGUCAUGCUUUCCAGCAUACACUGCAUCAACACAUGAAUCAGCUGAAGGGUGUGUAUGUGAGUGUGCAGAGGGAGGCCAUGGCGAGAUGUGUCUUCCGGUUGAUACCCCAAACGAUGAAGUGGAUUCCUGCAUGCGUGACAUCACUGUGACGUGGGAGGUGAUCGAGGGCUUUGGAAAGUCGGAGGUGUGCUACGUGGGUGUGACCUUCACCACGGACGUCGUUGUAGACGUGAGUGCAAUGUCGGGUAACGUGCGCAACGUGACGUUCAUGAACUGCACGAUGGUUGGCAGCGCAAGCCUGUACGUUGUGGGUUGGGAGUCCAACCCGCCUGCUGGUCAGCGUGUGGAGGUGUGGAUCAGUGGGCUUGUUUCGCGCUCUGGUGGCGGGGUGCUGCUGGCGAACAGGUUCCCGCAAGGUUCGCGUGUCACCGUGGUGGACUCCUUGCUGGUCGCUGAGACGGCUGUUACGUACCGCAGCGGCUUCGACCUUGGGGGCGCGUCGGCGUGCCUUGUGUUGUACAAUGUGAAUCUAGCUGGUAGUGUGCUGACAGUUGCGCGCACGCAGGUGGUUGCGGUGUUCGGUGACGCGCGCGGUGUGCUUGUGGCCGGUGGCCUGGCGCUGUCGUCCGGUGGUGCGUUGUACAUGGAGCAGCUGUUGGUGCAGACGGCGCUGGGGUUGUGCGUGUCGAUGGAGGGCGACGUGACGGCAGCCGGAGGCUCGGUGCUCGCGUUUGUCGACAGUGACUUCUUGCUAUGCAAGUACGCGGUGUCUGUGCGUGGAACUUUUGAUGUGGCCGGCUCUGUUGUGGCGUUUGCGCGGAGCGACUUUGCGUCGACGCAGGACUACGCCGUUGCGUUUAAUUCAACGCUGAGUUUCACUGAGGGAUCGAUGCUGCUGAUGAAAGCUAACACGCACGACAACAGUGAGAAGGAGAUGAUGUACGCUGCUGGUACGGUGACGGCUAGCGGGAGCACACUGAGCUUUGCA
Messenger RNA from Trypanosoma theileri, 2259 nucleotides. RefSeq names its product dispersed gene family protein 1 (DGF-1). The transcript has a single exon. NCBI's taxonomy places the organism in Eukaryota, Euglenozoa, Kinetoplastea, Trypanosomatida, Trypanosomatidae. The record is from RefSeq and is a predicted model, not a curated record. The annotation marks the transcript as partial.